Messenger RNA from Leishmania braziliensis MHOM/BR/75/M2904, 1023 nucleotides. Its product is annotated as nuclear receptor binding factor-like protein. The record is from RefSeq and is a predicted model, not a curated record. The transcript has a single exon. The coding region runs from base 1 to 1023 and encodes 340 amino acids. Gene Ontology annotation, molecular function: trans-2-enoyl-CoA reductase (NADPH) activity. Lineage: Eukaryota; Euglenozoa; Kinetoplastea; Trypanosomatida; Trypanosomatidae. Gene Ontology annotation, cellular component: mitochondrion. Gene Ontology annotation, biological process: fatty acid metabolic process.
AUGUCCAAGGUGGCUUCCGCUGGUUGGCGCUACGCACGCUGCGGCCCCAUUGCUCAGGUGCUCACCUACGAGAAGUUCGACAUCACCCCUGGCAAGGAUGAAGCGGUGGUGCAGAUGAUGACGGCGCCCUUGCACCGCGUCGACGCUGCCGUCGUGAACGGCACGGCGCUGGGCCGCAAGCGCGUUAACAUGGGGCCCUUUUGCCGCAUCGGAGGGUGCGAAGGCGUAGGCACGGUAGUGCGCUCCCCCGCAGCAGCAGCUGCAACGUCGUCACCGGUGAAGGAGGGCGACACGGUGUGGGUGGCGCCGCUACAUGGCACGUGGGCGACGAACAUUGCCGUGCCGGUGACACACCUGCAUAAGAUUAAUCCCAGACAAGCGCAGAUGGCUGCAACUGCCUCCAACUUCCUCGUAGCCCAGCAGCUACUGGAUGGCUAUGCCCGGCUGCAGAAGGGCGACAUUGUCAUCCAGAACGGUGGCAGCAGCCUCACCUCUCUUGCUGUGUCAGCGUUGGCCAAAUCGUACGGGGUGAAGGUGCUGACCGCCGCAACGCCGGGCGAUCGCUUCGCGGCUGCCAAGCAGCGACACUCCAAAUAUGGCUCAGACGUCUUUGAAUACAACGGGGCUGGGACACGCGCGAUGCAGGCCGCCGUUGGCAGGCACGGCGCGACCCUCUACCUCAAUGGCGUCGGCGGCCGCUACUUUGACUCGCUUCUCAAGUGCACCGGCCCGAUGGCACACGUCGUCACAUACGGCGCGCAGAACGGCUUCGGUCUGUUUAUCUCCGGCUCCAGUCUCAUCUACAACGAGGUCACCAUGGCUGGCUUGUUUGCCCCCACGUACCUGAACUCGAUGUCCUACGGCGAGCGUCAGACAAAACUAGAGUUUGUGCUGAAGGCUGUGCAGGAGGCCAACAUCUCGUACCCGAUGGUGACGGCACCGUCGCUGGAGAAACUACCAGAGGUCUGGGACGACGUGUAUGUCAAGGGCGGUCGCAAGGCGCUUGUGAAGAUGGCGGCCUGA